UAUAUCUCUCUAAUCCAUGAGAUAACCUAACUUUUGACCUAACCUCUGUUGAGAUUGUAAAAUUAAAUAUAUUAUUAAAUAUAAGAACAUUAGAGAUUGCAUCAAUAAAAGUAAUGAUGGUCAUAGAAAACAGCAGCACUAAGCUCUCUCUAGACGAGAAAUACAACCUGAUUUCCAGAAAUUUACAGGAAGUUUUAGGAGAAGACAAAAUUAAGUCUAUUUUGAAGGAACGUAACCUUAAGAUUUAUUGGGGAACAGCCACUACUGGAAGACCCCAUGUUGCUUAUUUUGUGCCCAUAUCAAAAAUUGCUGAUUUUUUAAGAGCUGGUUGUGAAGUUACAAUAUUAUUUGCUGAUUUACAUGCUUACUUAGAUAAUAUGAAAGCACCAUGGGAUUUGUUAGCUUUGCGAACACAAUAUUAUGAGCAUUCAAUCAAAGCUAUGCUCAGAUCGAUCAAUGUCCCUUUGGAAAAACUUACAUUUGAAAAAGGAACCAAUUACCAACUAUCUAAAGAGUAUACAUUGGAUGUAUAUAGGUUGAGUUCUGUUAUUACUCAACAUGAUGCUAAAAAAGCAGGAGCAGAAGUUGUAAAACAGGUGGAAUACCCUCUUGUUAGUGGCCUUUUAUAUCCAGGUUUACAAGCUUUGGAUGAAGAGUACUUAAAAGUUGAUGCACAGUUUGGAGGAGUAGAUCAGAGAAAAAUAUUUACUUUUGCUGAAAAGUACUUACCACAACUGGGUUAUCAAAAAAGAGCUCAUUUAAUGAAUCCAAUGGUUCCUGGUUUAACAGGCAAUAAAAUGUCCUCUUCUGAAGAUGAAAGUAAAAUAGAUCUCCUUGAUUCUCCUGCAGUUGUGAAAAAGAAAUUAAAAAAAGCCUUUUGUGAACCAGGCAAUAUAGAAAAUAAUGGAAUAUUGUCCUUUGUAAAACAUGUUGUUUUUCCAUUACUUAAAAAAGACGAAAAAUUUGUAGUUCCAAGAAAUGCCGAUUUUGGAGGUGAUAUUGCAUAUGGUAAUUUUGAGAGUGUUGAAAAAGCAUUUGCCAAAGAGGAACUUCACCCUGGAGAUCUAAAAGCUGCCGUAGAAAACUAUAUCAACCGAUUAUUGGAUCCUAUUAGAAAAACUUUUGAGGAACCAAGCUUAAAACAGUUAACAGAAAAGGCUUAUUCAACCCCAGGAAAACAAAGGAGCAUAAAUGUAACAGGAGCUCAAGCUAAUGAUGAAUUGGUUCCGUCUCGUUUGGACAUUCGUGUUGGAAAGAUCGUUGAAGUUUCCAAACAUCCAGACGCCGACUCCCUUUACGUCGAAAAGAUUGAUUUAGGAGAAGAAAAACCGCGGACCAUUGUCAGCGGACUUGUCAAUUUUAUUCCAAUUGAAGAGAUGCAAAAUAGGAUGGUGGUAGUACUGUGCAAUUUGAAACCGGCUAAAAUGAGAGGAGUAGAAUCUCAAGGCAUGGUUCUGUGUGCUUCUGUUGAUCACCCUAAACAAGUUGAAACAUUAAUACCCCCAGAAGGAGCUGUUCCUGGCGACAGAGUUUUCGUGGAAAACUUUGAAGCCCAUAAGCCUGAUGACGUUCUAAAUCCGAAGAAAAAAAUAUGGGAAAAGCUGCAGGUUGAUUUGAAAACUAAUUCGGAUUGUGUGGUACAAUGGCAAAAUAACAAUUUAAUGCUUAAAACUGGCGGCUUCAUCAAGAGCAAAACUAUGAAAGGAGCACCAAUUAAAUAAUAUAUCAGUCCUAAACUAAAUAAAUAAUUUAUUAUA
Molecule: messenger RNA, 1757 nt
Organism: Agrilus planipennis (emerald ash borer)
Lineage: Eukaryota; Metazoa; Arthropoda; Insecta; Coleoptera; Buprestidae
Product: tyrosine--tRNA ligase, cytoplasmic
Exons: 6
Coding region: 114-1721 (535 amino acids)
Biological process (GO): tyrosyl-tRNA aminoacylation
Molecular function (GO): ATP binding; tRNA binding; tyrosine-tRNA ligase activity
Source: RefSeq, a predicted model, not a curated record